Molecule: messenger RNA, 2405 nt
Organism: Poecilia reticulata (guppy)
Lineage: Eukaryota; Metazoa; Chordata; Actinopteri; Cyprinodontiformes; Poeciliidae
Gene: ube2ql1
Product: ubiquitin conjugating enzyme E2 QL1
Source: RefSeq, a predicted model, not a curated record
GCUGAGCGACACAGAAAAGAAGAGCGGACAACUUGAUUAUAGGCAAUUGAACUGAUUAGAUGAUAGGCCUGAUGUGGAUUUGUCAAAGAUGAACCGCGUCGAGACGAUGCGCUGAGACGCAAACGGCCCAGGCUCUCCGGUUGUGCGCUCAUCCAGAGGCUGCAGCUAACGGAGAGAGAGAGAGAGAGAGGGGGGUGGUGGACUGCGGAAGAAAAGAGAGAGGGGAAGGGGGAAAAAAAACCCCAAGAGGUUUCUGAUCCAUAAAGGUUGUGCCUGACUCAAAAAGGAGCGAGUCUCGCCCCUGGAACUGGGGGCGGAUCAGCGGAGAGGUAGAAGUCUAUCCAAACGAUGGCCACCCUACUGCGGAAGAUCGGUCUGAUCCGUCUGCACGACCGAGACACGGAGGACCCGAAGCACCACCAGGGCUCGCUGAAGGGGACCAAGGGGAACCAGAAGAACAACGCCAACAAACACUGUCAGACCGCCAACGAGACCAACCUGCUGAGCACCCCGGAGAUCAAGGCGAGGAAGCUGGACCAGCAAGGCAAGGACAAGCAGGGCAAGGAUGCGAAGGAGAAGCAGCAGACGGUGGGUGGAGGCGGAGGUGGCGGCGGAGGAGGAGGUGGCGGCGGCGGCGGCGGGAGCAAAGCCUCCAGCGCCUCCUCCGUGCCGCCGCUGGCGCCCCACCGGCAGCACUGCACCCAGGUGCGGACGCGGCGGCUGAUGAAGGAGCUGCAGGAGAUCCGGAGGUUAGGGGACAACUUCAUCACGGUGGAGCUGGUGGAGGACAACCUGUUCGACUGGAACGUCAAGCUGCACCAGGUGGACAAGGACUCGGCGCUGUGGCAGGACAUGAAGGAGACCAGCACCGAGUUCAUCCUGCUCAACGUCACCUUCCCCGACAACUUCCCCUUCUCGCCGCCGUUCAUGCGGGUCCUCACGCCGCGCCUGGAGAACGGCUACGUGCUGGACGGCGGGGCCAUCUGCAUGGAGCUGCUGACCCCCCGCGGGUGGUCCAGCGCCUACACGGUGGAGGCGGUGAUGAGGCAGUUCGCUGCCAGCCUUGUAAAAGGACAGGGCCGUAUUUGCAGGAAAUCAGGAAAGUCCAAGAAAGCUUUUAGUCGUAAAGAGGCCGAGGCCACAUUCAAGUCCCUGGUGAAGACCCACGAGAAGUACGGCUGGGUGUCCCCGCCCAUUUCCGACGGCUGAGUGUCCGGUCGCCAUCCCUCCACCUGCCCGUGCUAGCCGGAGAGAAGAAAAAAAAAAAAAACAAGCUAGCCUCAACGCGCAAAACAACACACCAUGCUAACUCAAAAAUGACUCAUCUUCACUUUUGGCUAUUUCACUCAACGGUUUUUUUUUUUGGUAACUUCUUUUCAUUAUUAUUGUCACCACACUACUACAGAAGCGUUUUGUUUUGUUCUUCACCGUCUUGUCCAGGGAAUCUUUCUGCUAGCUCAGAAAGAGGCAGAAGAGCAAGGAGCAUGUUCGUGUAUGAAUGUUUCACUUUAAAAGAAAUCAGCUGGGAAUGUGCGUCACUUCCAUCGGAUUUAUGUUUUCUUUUUUUAUGUGUUCUUUUCUCUUUUUUCCGCCCAGCACACACCUAUCUACGUGCAGCCGGACAAAUCGGAUAUGCGAUCUUUUUUUUCCACCCAUGUGAAAGACUACUGAAUAAAGGAGACUCAUCUUUCUCACCAGUCCUCUCUUUAGCACUGAACUGGCUACAACCAACCAUUCGUGUAGCUCUCGGGUCAUUUACAUACAAAUUAAGCUGUUAAUGUUUAAUAGAUGGGCAGCGCACUGGCAUUUAUACCCACUUGUUCCCUCAUUCGUUUUUUUUUUUCCCUCUUGCUUUCGACUGUGCCGUUGCUCACGGUUCAAUGCAACAUAACGAUUGUAAUUUACAUGGAGCUGUGCUCUUACUCUUUCUUCUUUAACUUGCUUUGUUUCUCUUUCUCUUUCCUUCUCUUGUGGCUAAACUUAGAGAUGUGUUGCGUAGAUGGAUUUUAAAAAAAGUCACACGUUGCUUUAUGCAGAGACCCUGUAUGAUAAACUGAAUGACAGUCAGUCACCUUCUUUCUUUCUCUCUCUGCGUUCAUGUUAGCUUGUCUGUAGGAGUGGAAGGAGGAUAUAAUUCCCAUGAUUUAGAUACCAGAUGGUACAGCUGAAGGCCGGGCCUCAGUGUGUGUGUGUGUGUGUUUACGAAGAGACAACCCUUUAAAUGGUGAAACACGUGGCUAACUGCGAGCGACGCUACGACUUGAAGGGAGCGCUAAUUUCUUUAGCUAAACCACUAGCCGUCUUGUCCCACUGUCUGUCAUUACGUUAAACAUGAGUGGAGUUUUAACCGUAAACGAGGUCUGUCGACCCUUCAUGUAAAGAAGAAAAUGUUAGGAGAAAAAAAA